CCAGCGGCCGGGCGCGCGCCGCGGUCGCAAGCUGCUGACGUGGGCCGCCGGGACGGGGAGCGGGGGUGUGGGUCGCUAUGGCGGUGGAUAUCACGCUGCUGUUCCGGGCCAGCGUCAAGACCGUGAAGACGCGCAACAAGGCGCUGGGAGUGGCAGUGGGCGGCGGGGUCGAUGGCAGCCGCGACGAGCUGUUCCGCCGGAGCCCCCGGCCCAAGGGCGACUUCUCCGGCCGGGCGCGGGAAGUGAUUUCACACAUUGGCAAACUGAGAGAUUUUCUUCUGGAACACAGGAAAGAUUAUAUUAAUGCUUAUAGCCAUGUCAUGUCUGAAUAUGGAAGGAUGACAGACACAGAGCGAGACCAGAUUGACCAGGAUGCGCAGACAUUCAUGAGGACCUGCUCUGAAGCAAUUCAGCAGCUGAGAACUCAAGCGCACAAGGAGAUGCCCUCCCAGCAAGUGAAGGAGCACAGGAGCGUGGUUCUGGAUUUCAUCGAAGAUUACUUAAAAAGAGUAUGUAAACUUUACUCAGAACAGAGAGCCAUCCGCGUUAAACGAGUGGUGGAUAAGAAAAGACUAGCGCUGCAGGUGGACCCCCUGAGCCCAUCACGCAGCACGUUGCCCAUCCUGGUCUGGGGAAGCCGCUCACCGAGGGCUGCUGGAUCUAAGCUGGAACCAGAACCACAUACAAAGACAAGAGAAUCCAUGUCCUCUGAGAAAGUUUCACAGAAUCCUUCACAAGACUCUGAAGAAAAACCUGUCACUGAAGAAUAUCCAGAGAAAGUUCCGGCUGAAUCGCAACCUGAACUGGGCACCUGGGGAGAUGGCAAAGGUGACGAUGAAUUAUCCCCAGAAGAAAUACAAAUGUUUGAACAAGAAAACCAGCGCCUAAUUGGUGAAAUGAACAGCCUGUUUGAUGAAGUGAGGCAAAUCGAAGGGAGAGUGGUUGAAAUUUCCAGACUCCAAGAGAUAUUCACAGAGAAGGUUUUACAACAGGAAGCCGAGAUCGACAGCAUUCACCAGUUAGUUGUCGGGGCAACCGAGAAUAUCAAGGAGGGUAAUGAAGACAUCAGAGAGGCCAUUAAAAACAACGCCGGCUUCCGCGUGUGGGUCCUCUUCUUCCUGGUGAUGUGCUCCUUCUCCCUGCUCUUCCUGGACUGGUACGACGGCUAGCCUGUCCCCGCUGCUCCUGGCAGACGGCGCGCCCUUGAGGGUCUCCAGCAGCGGAGCGGGGCUGCGAGCAGAUUGUAUCAUGAGCCGUUGGGGGGAAGGGGGCUGGGACAGAUGGACACUCUCACGAAGGGACACCCACACCUGUGGUUUAAGCCCAUUUGGUAGCUGAGAAAGAAAAUAAGGAACACAAAGGGAAAGGGGCCUGUGUAGCGAAACUGACGCAAGGUGGGGGGUGGGGGUGGGGGCGGUUCCGGUUCCGGCUGCACCGGAGACCAUGUGGAGGGGCUGCCUGGAGGCCGGGCUCAGGGAGGCUCCUGCCUUGGCCUUCUGGUGGCUUCGGGAAGAGCGCUGGCUAGUAACUUCACAACAAUGAUCAUUUCUUUGUUUCCUGUGGCGUCUUAUCUGCCUGAGCCCUGUGAUAGUCACCGUAUUCUAGAGAACGCCCCUUUGCCCUGUUAAUGUAAUAAAUGCAACUAGAGCUCCUUCGUGUCCUGUCAGCGGGUCUGAGCAGAGAUGUGCAGCGGACGCCUGCCUGCCGGGUGGGGCAGAAGUGUGGGGACAGACUCUGGCCACUUGGCAAGGGGCCCCUGGGGCCCAAGGAGCUUUUGUCCAGAGCAGGAACCUGGCCUGCGGCUCCUGGACUGUGCGCCUGACCGUCGAGGAAACAGGAGCGCCUGUUUGCAGUGGGGAGCCCAAGACUUCUGGAGCCACGUCUGUGCAGAAAGCACGCAGGUGUUCGCGGGGCCGCACCCCCAUGUGCGUGCGGAUGGCUCCCCCGUGUGCGGUACGAGUCUGUGUUCCUUGCGUGCCCAGUCAAAGUGUCAGAAGUUACCUGCGAGUGAAUUUACAUCAAUAAAAUGUCUACUAGACGCACA
This is a messenger RNA of Mirounga angustirostris (Northern elephant seal), 2044 nucleotides long. It is a transcript of the gene STX18, whose product is annotated as syntaxin 18. The record is from RefSeq and is a predicted model, not a curated record. The transcript is spliced from 12 exons. The coding region runs from base 78 to 1169 and encodes 363 amino acids. NCBI's taxonomy places the organism in Eukaryota, Metazoa, Chordata, Mammalia, Carnivora, Phocidae. Gene Ontology annotation, molecular function: SNAP receptor activity. Gene Ontology annotation, cellular component: membrane; endoplasmic reticulum; SNARE complex. Gene Ontology annotation, biological process: intracellular protein transport; retrograde vesicle-mediated transport, Golgi to endoplasmic reticulum.